CCAGCUCCCUGGGCCGCGGCCGGAGCAGCUCUGAGCGCUCCGUUCGCCCCACGGUGCCCUUAAAAGGCGCCGGCGCGAACCAACGGGCCCCGAAGGAGAGUGGGGGAAUCGCUCUGGUUCGCAGAAUCGCCCUGAACCGCCCGGGGAGGCUCGAACCCCGCGUCGCUUCUCUCCCAAAAUCUUUUUUGGAAAGUGCUGUCGGGAAUGAGCCAAGCUCUUUGAUUUAGGGAUGAAGGUGGCUUCUUCACUAUCGAGUCACCCCCUCCAAAAUAUUGCUGAAGGUGGACGGACCCAGUUGGCGGCACAGCUCCAAACCCGCGGGGGAGACCGUGUCGGACGAAGAAUCAUCAAAUGAGACAAAUCUCCCUAUUUGACAGUUGAAAUGGUUGGAGAGAUGAAGUGAUUGUCCAUGUGGUGGACAAAGCUUCUAAUAGAUGCUGCGCUCUACAAGAACACAGAACAAGGAAAGCUCUUGCAAGGGGCCAGUGCUGCUCGACAUAAGCACACACACCUGUCUUGGCUCAACAUCUGCUACACCAGCGGAAAACGCUCCAUCUCCGACCGAAGGCAAGCAAAACGGAGAGGAAAAGACCCACGUAACGACAGAAGAAAGAAGCAAGGAAAGAGAACCUUUUAAGACACCUUGCAUCCAAACAAACCUCCUUAGGAUUGAGAGGCCAUGUCUGCAGAAUUCAUUUCAUCCAUAGGACAGGAAGGAUGCCCCGGCUCAGGACCCAGUUUUAGAUCCAGUCAGAGGAAGAUGUUAAACCUGCUCCUGGAGAGAGAGACUUCCUUUACCACCUGCCCAGACCUCCCUAGAACUCCAGUGAACAAACACUUUGGUGAUUCUGCCAACCUAAGCGUUUUGUCUGGAGGAACCCCCAAAUGUUGCCUUGAUCUUUCGAAUCUUAGCAGUAGCGGAGAGAUAUCUGCCAAUCAACUUACCACUUCUGCAGACCUUGAUGAAACUGGUCACUUGGAUUCUAAAGGACCUCAGGAAAUACGUUUAGUUGGGAUGAGUCAUCACCAGCACCUUAUAAAAUGCAGCCCAGCACAACUGUUUUGUAGCACUCCAAAUGCUUUGGAUCAUGGCAAGAGAAAGAAAGAUGCAAUAUGUCGCUCAUCCGCAAAGAAAGAAAAUGACCAUGGAAACAUUUUGGAAAGUGAAAUAAAAUAUCUGGGCAGUCCCAUUACUACACUUCCAAAAUUGGAUAAAAAUCCAGAACUAGAAGAUCAGGCAGUGGAGAUUUUUGAGGAAUUGAUGACGUUUUCUCUGGAAGAUCAAGAAGAGGGCAAGGCAUCUCUGAAUAGAAGCUCCUUGUAUCGCUCCCCUUCGUUGCCAGAGAAUUUGAACAGGCCAAGACUGAAGCGGACUGUAAAAUUCAAGGACAGCCCAAAAUCACAUAAAGACAAAAAGGAGUCUUGUUCUAGCCACAAAGAGCUCGGGAAGGGCUUAGGUCUAAAGAAGACAGUUUCUCUCUGUGACAUUAAUAUCAUUCAGAUGCUGGAGGAAGAUUCUUACCAGGGAUCUCUGAUUGGUGAUUUCUCCAAGGUAUGUGUGUUGCCAACCGUGUCAGGGAGACACCAAGAUCUGAAGUACAUCAACCCAGAAACAGUGGCUGCCUUACUGACAGGGAAGUUCCAGAGUCUGAUUGAGAAGUUUUAUAUCAUCGAUUGCCGCUAUCCAUACGAGUACCUGGGAGGACACAUCCAGGGAGCCUUAAACUUAUACAGUCAGAAAGAACUGUAUACCUUCUUUCUGAAGAAGCCCAUUGUUCCUCUGGAUACCCAGAAAAGAAUAAUCAUCGUGUUCCACUGUGAAUUCUCCUCAGAGAGGGGUCCCCGAAUGUGCCGCUCUCUGAGAGAAGAGGACAGGGCUCUGAACCAGUAUCCUACAUUGUACUACCCAGAACUAUAUAUCCUCAAAGGGGGCUACAGAGACUUCUUUCCAGAAUAUACGGAGCUGUGCGAACCACGGAGCUACUGCCCUAUGCAUCACCAAGACCAUAAAGCUGAGCUGCUGAGAUGUCGAAGCCAGAGCAAAGCAUGGGAAGGGGAGCGGCAGCUGCAGGAGCAGAUUGCCUUACUGGUGAAGGAUGUGAGCCCAUGAUAAUGGGUCAGUGGUUGGCUGCUUAGGAGUCACCAAAAGACGCUGUAGAAACCCUGAGCAGAAAGAGUCCAUGUUGUAUGUGGCUAAACCCAAGAUUGUCUGCAAACCAACAAGUUGCCAAGCUAAUGAAAUUCCAGGCCUGAGGGUUGGUUUUAGCAGAGCUGCUGGCUGGUGACGGAGUCUGAGAGUAGCCUUGAAUUAUAUGGAGAUUUGUGUUGCUUCAGGAAGUAGUUACAUUCUCUUCCUAAUUAGACUUCUCUUCUAGCAGGCCAGCCAGCUCUUUUCCUGGGCUUUUGCCUGUAUAAGAGAGUUGCCCAUCUUCUUUCUUGCCUUCUUUGUUUCCUUCUCUCCCUUUUUCUUAAAUGGGAAAAUAAAAAAAAAUUAAAAAAAUAAAAAAAAAUAAAUGGGAAAAUAAACACUGCAAAA
Canis lupus familiaris (dog) is the source of this 2536-nucleotide messenger RNA. RefSeq names its product cell division cycle 25C (gene CDC25C). The transcript is spliced from 16 exons. Bases 680 to 2110 code for a protein of 476 amino acids. Gene Ontology annotation, cellular component: cytoplasm; nucleus. NCBI's taxonomy places the organism in Eukaryota, Metazoa, Chordata, Mammalia, Carnivora, Canidae. Gene Ontology annotation, molecular function: protein tyrosine phosphatase activity. Gene Ontology annotation, biological process: protein dephosphorylation; G2/M transition of mitotic cell cycle; positive regulation of G2/M transition of mitotic cell cycle. The record is from RefSeq and is a predicted model, not a curated record.